UUCUAGGGAGCUGCACCUCUAGUUUUCAACAUCGUCCAUCUCCCUUCCAUAUUCCUCCGGCACAACCACCAUCAUGCCGCCGAAGCGCAUGACAGCAAACCCCGUCAAGCCGGCCCGGUACCGCGCCGGCAAGCCUGCCGCACCAGAGGCCUCGGACUCGGAUUCGGAUGGCAGCGAUGAUGAGACCAACGAGGCCGAGACCCAGGCCAGAGCGAUUCCACCGCCACCAAAAGCUUCGAGCGCCGCCAAGAUCGCUGGUAGCCUCAGCAAGGUCAAUCUCGACGAGCGCAGACGCGAGGCACAGGAAAAAGAGAACCAGAGAAUAGCACGCGAAAAGGCAGAACGGCUCGCCGCUGAAGAGGGCUUCGUGACGGAGGAAGAAGAGGAAGAGGAAGCCGUCGAUGGCGAAGGAGAGGAAAGUUCCAGCGAAGAGGAGAGCUCCAGCGAAGAAGAAGCCCCCCGCCGUCUCAUGAUCCGACCGAAAUUCAUCCCCAAGAACCAACGCAAUGCAACCAAAGAACAAUCCGGUGGAGCAAAGGACGACGAUGCGCGGUAUGCUGAGGAGGAAGCCCGCCGCAAGGCCGCCGCGGACGCAAUCGUCGAGGAGCAGAUAAAAAAGGAUCUCGCAGCGCGCGCAGCGGGUAAGAAGCACUGGGACGACGAUGAGGCGUCGGGCUCGGACGUCGACACGACGGAUGACCUUGACCCGGAGGCGGAGCUGGCGGCGUGGAAGCUGCGGGAGCUGAAGCGUGUAAAGCGCGACCGCGACCGCAUCGCCGAGCAGGAGGCCGAGUACGCCGAGCGCGAGCGGCGGCAGAACCUGACGCAGGAGGAGCGCGAUGCCGAGGACGCUGAGAAGCUCGCGCGGCAGCAGGAGGAGAAGGACGCCAAGGGCAAGAUGUCGUACCUGCAAAAGUACUAUCACAAGGGAGCGUUCUACAGCGACGAGGCCAAGGCGUACGGCCUGGAUAAGCGUGAUAUCAUGGGCAUGCGGAUUGCGGAUGAUGUCAAAGACCGCAGUGCGCUUCCGGAAUACCUGCAGAAGCGCGACAUGACGAAGUUGGGCAGGAAAGGUGCGACAAAAUACAAGGACCUUAAGAGCGAAGAUACCGGUCGGUGGGGAGAGUUUGACGAUCGCCGUGGAGGGAGUGACCGAAGGGGCUUCAACAGGCAUGAUGUGGAUGAACGGUUCCGACCGGACAACGACCGCGAGGUCAACGGUGCGAAUGCCAUUCCCUUGGGGGAUCGCAAAGCACCAGACGCUCCAAAGGGUGGCCGGUCAGACGGAUACAGAGACGAUGGUUCGAAGGACAGAGAUGGCAGGUACCGCUCUCGCGAUGAUUACCGCCGUCGGGAUCGGUCAAGGUCGAGGUCCCCGCGCCGCGACUCGCGAGACGACUACAGUGACAGGCGAAAGCGCAGUCCGUCCCGCGAGAGAGACCGCCACGAUGCUGACAAGCGACGGCGUGUGGGCUCGUAAUU
Messenger RNA from Colletotrichum destructivum, 1482 nucleotides. RefSeq names its product Putative microfibrillar-associated protein. Lineage: Eukaryota; Fungi; Ascomycota; Sordariomycetes; Glomerellales; Glomerellaceae. Gene Ontology annotation, biological process: mRNA splicing, via spliceosome. Gene Ontology annotation, cellular component: U2-type spliceosomal complex. The coding region runs from base 74 to 1480 and encodes 468 amino acids. Gene Ontology annotation, molecular function: RNA binding. The transcript has a single exon. The record is from RefSeq and is a predicted model, not a curated record.